Molecule: messenger RNA, 1177 nt
Organism: Bombyx mori (domestic silkworm)
Lineage: Eukaryota; Metazoa; Arthropoda; Insecta; Lepidoptera; Bombycidae
Product: trypsin-7
Exons: 7
Coding region: 275-1105 (276 amino acids)
Biological process (GO): proteolysis
Molecular function (GO): serine-type endopeptidase activity
Source: RefSeq, a predicted model, not a curated record
AUUCUCGUUCGAACCGGCUAGGCUUGAUGAAGUGAUCUAUACACUCUUAGUACUGUUGGACGCUUCUGGUCUUAACGCCAGCAAUGGCCAGGGCAUGCGGGUCCGUGCUCUUCGAAAUCAAUUGUAACUAGUUGUAUGCAACAAGUUAUGGGGAAGCUUACUAACAUUUUAAAACUAAAUAAUUUUUAUCCAUGUGUCAAAUCAUAGCCGUUGUAUAAACAAUAUUUCAGCAUCGACAAGUAAAACGGAGUUAGAAUGCGAAUUUCCUCCGAAGAUGGAGGAGGACCUCAGUCACGUGAGGAGGAAGAGGCUCACCACCGAGACGGGCCUUGUGUGCCUGGAGGAUUAUCCGUACACUGUUUCUGUUAGGUUGCACGGCAAGCAUUGGUGCGGGGGUGCCAUCGUCAGCAAGCAAUGGGUGCUGACCGCCGCGCAAUGCUUUGAUUAUGUUACAAAAGACGAGGUGUCCGUUCGCAUGGGAUCAGUGUUCCGAGACUUCGGGGGUCGGAUCCUGUCCGUGCUGGACGUGCGGAGACACCCGGACUACAGGGUCGACCAGUACUAUCCAGAGCAUAACCUCGCUAUGGUUAAAGUGAAUCUUCCGAUAGCUGCUAACAGCCGCAUGCAAGCCGUGCCGUUACCCGAACCUGAUGCCGAUCUACCGUUGAAGUUUGGUGAAACUGUUGUUACCGGUUUCGGAUCGGUGAAAUCCGGUCAAAUCCGAGAAGGUGAGAACCAGGAAUUGAGGCGGAUGAUAGUUCGCGAGACGUCCCGCGCCGAGUGCCGCCUGCUGUACGGCAACGACUACCUGCUGCAGCACGACAACAUGUGUCUGCAGAGCGUCGUCACGGGAGUUGCGCUCUGUGCUGGCGACAUAGGCGACCCGGCGGUACACUUCAACGGCAUAAACCGAGCAGGGACGCUGUUCGGUAUCGCGUUAUUUUCCGGCACCGAGGAAUGUGCAGCCAAAUCCAAACCAGGAGUUUAUGCCAAGGUAUCAUAUAGUCGACUUUGGAUUGACAAAGUGUUAGGAGAAUUACUGGAACAUACGGAAAGUGCUGAGAGUGAAGAAAAUGUUAUUCCAGUUAAUAACGAUGAUGAAUGAAUUAUUAUAAGUUUAAAAAUUAUAUUAAAUUACGUCUAAAUUAAAAUAUACGUCUGUUGAGAAAACUGAAAA